CAGAGCUGUUCUUCCUCAGAUUCCACCACCAUGGGGGCUGCACUGAUCUGGGCUUCCCUUCUGCUCCUUGUCAAAGGUGUCCUGUGUGAUGUUCAGCUGGUGGAGUCAGGGGGAGAUGUGAGACAGCCCGGGGGUUCUCUGAGCCUUUCCUGCAAAGCCUCUGGAUUCACCUUCACUGAUUAUGCAAUGAACUGGGUCCGCCAGGCUCCAGGACAGGGACUGGAGUGGGUGGCAAGAGUGAGUAAACCCACAGGAAAAGAGCAGUGGUACUCUCCAUCAGUUAAAGGGAGAUUCACCAUCUCCAGGGACAACCCUACAAGCACAGUCUCACUGAAAAUGACAAACCUGAAAGUAGAGGACAUGGCCAUGUAUUACUGCGUGAGAGACACAGUGAGAGGAAGUCUGGGUGAGCCCAGACACAAACCUCCCUUGCAGGGCACAGGAGGGGCUGGGCUGCAGGGGGCACUCAGAACAACAGGGGGAACGCAGGGACCAUACCCAUGGGCAGGUGCAGAGAGAGCUGUGAGAAUUCUGGCCUUGCCUGGGGUUCCUUCUUCUUGCUCCACAGCAUGUAACCACAUAACAUGCCAGAAACAGGGACACCUUUCCAGAAGACAACGGACACCUGAGGCUUCCCUGGACCCUUCUCUGUUCUCUCAAGUGCACGAGUCCAGGGAAGAGGCUGACAUACGAGCAGGAAGGACAGGGGUGGAAGCAUCGUCCAAGUGUCCUCCCCUCCUUGAGUAA
This is a messenger RNA of Choloepus didactylus (southern two-toed sloth), 747 nucleotides long. RefSeq lists its product as uncharacterized. Gene Ontology annotation, biological process: innate immune response; phagocytosis, recognition; positive regulation of B cell activation. Bases 31 to 747 code for a protein of 238 amino acids. The record is from RefSeq and is a predicted model, not a curated record. Gene Ontology annotation, cellular component: blood microparticle; immunoglobulin complex, circulating; external side of plasma membrane. The transcript has 4 exons. Gene Ontology annotation, molecular function: antigen binding; immunoglobulin receptor binding. NCBI's taxonomy places the organism in Eukaryota, Metazoa, Chordata, Mammalia, Pilosa, Megalonychidae.